UAAUUUAUUGUUGAUCUGAUAUGUCAAUGCAUCCAAACCUAACAAAUUGAAAAAAUUGUUCAUCAAAUGUGAAAGCAAAAAAAUAAUAUUAUUUAAUUUGACUUGUUCCUCCUUUUGAUCACCACCAUAUAUAAUAAAUCCACAUUUUUUCCAUGCACGUAAUAAUAAAUACAACCUCGUAAUUAAAAGCCAAUUUAAACAUCAUCAUAAGUACUCAAUCAAAACUUUGUCCUAAAAUUAUCAGCCAACAAUUAAUAUAUAUUAUGAUGCAACGAUUAUGUGGUUUGAGUUCUGCCAAAAGAGGUAAGAGAAGAAGGAUGAAGAUUCCGGUGGGGAUAAUAGACAACGCUGACGCGUCGCACGAAGGGAUUAAAUCUGUCGACGCGAAUAAUCGUUGCGAAUUUUCGAUCACUUCCGAUCUUUGUAUCUGCAUAGUCACUUGGAACAUGAACGGACAGGUAGGAUAUGAAGAUAUAAGAAAGCUAGUUGGAAACGAGAGAAAGUACGAUCUGCUCGUAAUUGGGUUGCAAGAGGUGCCUCGUACAAACGUACUCGAAUUGCUCGAGAAUGCUUUAGCCGAAUCUCAUCUAUUCUUAGGAAAAGCAGUCAUGCAAUCUCUGCAAUUGUACAUGUUUGGAUCCAAGAAUUCAGAACUGCAUAUAAAAGAACUAAGAGUUGAUAAACAAGGAAUUGGAGGGUGUGGAGGGUUAAUUAGGAGAAAGAAAGGAGCUGUGGCAAUUAGAAUUACUUACAAGGGCAUAAAUAUGGUCUUCAUUUCAUGCCAUCUUUCUGCUCAUGCACGUAAUGUGGAGGAAAGAAAUUCGGAAUUUAGGCACAUAUCACAAUAUUUAUUUUCGAAAAAUUGGAACCCGUAUUCGAAGCAAGCACAAGUAACCGUUUGGCUAGGAGAUUUGAACUAUAGACUACAAGGAGUUAAUACAUUUCCUGCAAGAGAUCUCAUUCACAAUGACCUUCAUGGACUGUUGACCGACAAAGACCAACUUCUGCAAGAAGCUGAGAGAGGACAAGUUUUCAAUGGGUACUAUGAGGGGACCUUACAUUUCAAGCCAACUUACAAAUACAACAUUGGCACUAAUGUUUAUGACACAAGUCACAAGGUAAGAGUGCCAGCGUGGACAGAUAGAAUACUGUACAAAGUAGAAGGUAAAGAGAUUGAAGCAACUUUGCAUUUGUAUGAACCCAUUGAGGGUGUUUUUGGCUCUGAUCAUAAACCUGUCAAAGCUCAUCUUUGCUUGAAAAUUAUUAAAUAAAUUAUCAAAGUAAUUCUAAAUCUUUUUUUUUUAAUUACUUUUAA
Erythranthe guttata (spotted monkey flower) is the source of this 1315-nucleotide messenger RNA. RefSeq names its product inositol polyphosphate 5-phosphatase 11 (gene 5PTASE11). The record is from RefSeq and is a predicted model, not a curated record. Gene Ontology annotation, molecular function: phosphatidylinositol-4,5-bisphosphate 5-phosphatase activity; phosphatidylinositol-3,5-bisphosphate 5-phosphatase activity; phosphatidylinositol-3,4,5-trisphosphate 5-phosphatase activity. Gene Ontology annotation, biological process: response to jasmonic acid; phosphatidylinositol dephosphorylation; response to abscisic acid. Gene Ontology annotation, cellular component: plasma membrane. Lineage: Eukaryota; Viridiplantae; Streptophyta; Magnoliopsida; Lamiales; Phrymaceae.